GUGGAUUUCAUACAGGGAUGUAAUCUCUAGUUCAAAUGAGUUCUCUUUUUUCUCUGUGUGAGCAUGAUGCCUUUGACGUGUGUCCUCAGUCACAGAUUUGAGGAAGAGCUGUGGUUGGCCAAAGGGAUCUUGUGAUGAGAGGUGUAAAAUAGAGAUUCAAAGGUCUUGUGCAGAUCAUUUUUAGCUCGCUUGCAUCAUCCUGAAAAGUGAUGAAAGUUUUACUCUCAGACCAUGGACAACACUACAGUACUCGUGCAUCCAACACAUUCCAAAUGACUGGUCAUCCAUUGCUAGCGAGGCACACAGCAACCACACCAUCAUGUUCCUAUGCAAAGCCUAGAUAUGAAUGUAUGUUUUGAAGCAAUGCUUUGCGUAUCGUAAUAGAACAAACCUUAUUCCAGGCAUCUGGCCUCAGUCCUCAGCCAGAGGUAGGCUUCCUGUUGCACAGACUAGGCCCAUCACAUACAGUUCAUUCUGACUUACAGUUUUGGUGUGUGUAGAAAUGUAGGUUUAACUUUUGACACGAGUGCCCUGUUCAAAUACUAUGCUGAGGUCAGGGCUUGUGUUGCUGUUGACCUCACUGCUCGAGAAGAGGGAAGGGAGGAGGGAUGGAAGAAGAGAGAACGUGGGGGGAUGUGGGCAAGGGGAAGGACGGAUAAGGAGGGAGGAGACUGGGGCAAAGAAAGGAAGGGCCUGCCUAUAUAAAGAAGUCGAGUGCAGAGGGCGAGAGAAGAGAGAGGAGGACCUGUGUGACAGAGUGCCUGUGUGAAAACGUACAGAGAUCAGUGAGUAUGAAAGGGUGAAUGGUGAUGGGCCAUAUUUGUGUCAGGGAAGUGGACGGUGGAAUCGAAGAGUUUUGAAAUUGAACACGCAGACGCGCGCCGUUUUGUCUUGUGCGGGGGUAUGUUGAAUACUUUGAAUCAAAGUAUUGAAUUCUGAAGUAUUUUGGUAUGAUUGUGUGUUUCAACUUCUUUUGGCAUCUUAACUUCGUAUUUACGCUUCUUUGUAUGUUUAUGUUUUAUUUAGUUAUGUAUUGGUCCAGGUUGCACGAUACUGCAAGAAUUAUAAUCCAAAAAUAAUAGCGCUAAAAACAAUGUUUUUCUUGCCUCGCAGGUUAAGUGAAGCCAGUGAGAAAGCCUGCGGAGGAGAACUGAGGGACUGACAGUACUGUGUGCUGGGACAGCGCUGCGUGUGGUGUGUGUGCCUCACCAUCGUCUCGUGUGUGUGUGUGUUAGUGUGUGUGUGUUAGUGUGUGUGUGUUAGUGUGUGUGUGUUAGUGUGUGUGUGUUAGUGUGUGUGAGGGCAGCAUGCUGUGCGAGGGGGCGGCGGGGGUCCGGCGCUGGCUGACCCUGGUCACGGGCCUCAUGGAGUGCCUGUGUUUUGCCGGGGCUGUGUUCGGCUGGGCCUCCCUGGUCUUCGUGCUGAAGACGGAAGGCUACUUCAGCUACUUGUGUGUCAAUGCCACGGGCCUCAACGGCACACUGAUCACAGACUGCAGCGAGCAGGACGAACAGUUCUCGCUCAUCUUCACCAUUGCAUCCUUCAUGAACAACUUCUUGUUGCUGCCUAACGGCUUCCUGUUCGACCGCUUCGGUACCAUGGUGGCCAGACUUCUAGGAAUAUCUCUCUACACCACCGGGGCUGUUUUUGUGGCCUUCUCCAGUUCAGAGCUGGCCUUCCUCCUCUUCCCCGCUCUCUCCUUGAUUGCCGUGGGAGGCAUCCUGUUCCUGGUCACUAACAUGCAGGUAGGAAACCUGUUUGGGGCUCAUCGCUCCACCAUCAUCACCCUCUACAAUGGAGCCUUCGACUCCUCCUCUGCCCUCUUCCUCAUCAUCAAGCUGGUGUUUGAGGCGGGGGUGUCUCUCCGCGCGUCUUUCCUCUCCCUGGCGUCGUUUAGCGUCAUUCAUCUGCUCAGGACUUUCCUCCUUCUGCCCACGAAGCACAUCCCCUACCCUCUGCCAGAGGGCUACAGAUAUGGGAUGACCUGUGGCCAGAGCAAGACCUUCACCCCUGCGCGGGCCUCACCCGAUGGCAACAUUCAGAGCGACGCUGUCGACGAGCAAACCCCAAUGCAUAAGGAGAGCGCACCAACAAAAGACGAGCGGAGUUACAAGGACUGCGUGCUGUCCAAGUUCUUUGUGUUCCAUCUGCUGUGGCUCUCCGUCAUGCAGCUGAGGCACUAUCUGUUCAUCGGCACCCUCAACCCCAUGCUGCAGAGACUGACGCAGGGAGAGCCUUCGCUUGUGAGCACGUACAUCAACGCGUUUGCGCUCACACAGCUGUGCGGGGUCCUGUGUGCUCCCUGGAACGGCCUGAUCAUGGACCGUCUGAAAGGGAAGCCCCGCGCCUCGGGCGAGAGUGAGCACGAGGCGGACCUGCGUGCGUCCGUGCUCUCUCUGUUCCUGACGGCGCUGCAGUGCCUUCUGUUCUCCCUGUGUGCCUCCACGCCCCUGCUGCCCCUGCAGUACCUCACCUUCAUCCUGCAGGUGCUCAACCGCUCCUUCCUCUACGGGGGCAACGCCGCCUUCAUCAGCAUCGCUUUCCCCUCCUGUCACUUUGGGAAGCUGUAUGGCCUGAUCAUGGCCUUGUCAGCGGUGGUGUCUCUGCUGCAGUACCCCUGCUUCGCCCUGGUCAAGAACGUCCUGGGAGGAGACCCCCUAUACGUGAACGUGGGCCUGACCGGGCUUACCCUGACCGCCUUUGUCCACCCCGUCUACGUGCACCUGCACUGUCGCCGCCUGGCUGCCCAGAGGACCAAGAACGCGCGCUCGUCCUAGAACCGCCGGCGCCUCCCUCCGCGACAGGAGCCACGCACCCUCGACCCUGCCCCUCGCCCUCGCCCCCCUUUGCCCGUUAUCAGGUUAUCUCUGAUUGUUUUGAAAAUAAUCAGGAUAUGAUUUGCUGCCUCAGGGGCCAGAUGGAAACCAGAGUGAUGUUUACACGAUGCUGAUUGCUUCCGUUGGCCUUCCAGCCUCCAUCGUAUCUCUCCAUAUGCACUGUACACCGUUUUUCCCUACCCCAAAAUGUUCUUGGAAUAUUUUUCUCCUUAUUAUUUGUCUCCAGGUAUGUCCUUGCAUUCUGUCCAGAUGUUUUUCAGUGUUCCAUUGACAUAGGGAUGACUAUACGCACAGAACACGUGACCGGUAUAUGUGGCCUCGCCUACGUAGCUCAGCUUAGUUACCUACUCCGAAAGGUACUUCCUGAAGUAGGUGUUCUCAGUAGCUCCGAGUCAAACCGGAGGUUUGAACUCUACUGUAUUUAAGUUGAUAUAACAGUAUUAUGUAUAUAUAUAUUAUAUAGCUAUAUAUAUCUAGCUAUGUGAACUAUUUUGUAUACGUACUGUUCAUCUUCACACACCAGUAAGGUUUUUUAGAUAUUCUGGAUGCAGAUCAGAGAAAUACUGUGUUGGCCUCAUUUGCUUGCCGUGGUUUCUACUUGUCUGUUUCCUGUCAUGACAGGCACAUGUAUAACCAAUGUGCCGCCCAGGUCUGCCACCUGCUGGCCAUAGUGUUUACACCUUUCUGGCUGGGUUGUCACCAGUUCAACAGUGGGCCCGAAGAGAAGGUCUUAUCAGAAGGUAGAUUUUAAGGACAGCACGUUUUGUAACAAAAUAUUUCAUGGAAUGGCGAAUAUGUACCGUUUGUAUUGAAACUACGAAUCAUAAAGGGACCAGUUCAGUUACAGUAGGCAUGUGAUACUGCAAACAUGUGAUACUGCAAACAUGUGAUACUGCAAACAUGUGAUACUGUAAACAUGUGAUACUGCAAACAUGUGAUACUGUAAACAUGUGAUACUGUAAACAUGUGAUACUGCAAACAUGUGAUACUGCAAACAUGUGAUACUGCAAACAUGUGAUACUGCAAACAUGCCACAGGGACAAUUGCAUGUGCUUUGUGUAGGCUAUGUCACAAGUGCCAAACUACAUGUAUUUUUUUUUUAACUCACAUUAAAUGUGUACUGCAAAGACAUUAAUAAACUCCAAUUUUUUUGGGUU
Messenger RNA from Hypomesus transpacificus, 3994 nucleotides. Its product is annotated as solute carrier family 43 member 3-like. The transcript is spliced from 12 exons. Gene Ontology annotation, biological process: transmembrane transport. Lineage: Eukaryota; Metazoa; Chordata; Actinopteri; Osmeriformes; Osmeridae. The record is from RefSeq and is a predicted model, not a curated record. Bases 1308 to 2777 code for a protein of 489 amino acids. Gene Ontology annotation, molecular function: transmembrane transporter activity.